AUGGAGUCCGCAGUGAGAAUAAAGAAAUGUUUGAAGACGCCCAUCAGGAAGUUGACUGGUUGUGUGACGGGAGCGAGGGAGAAGAGGCUGUGUGCCAAACGCAGGAGGAAGAGAGGCAGGGGUCACGGAGACACCAGCGUGUUUGGGAAAACCCCUCCUUGUCGAGGUCCAAAACCUAGAGAGCCGUCAGUCGUUCUGUCGUACCGGGCCGACCUGGAGAAAGAAAGGAAGCUGCGGGAGGCGGCGAACGCUCAGAAAAACGCACAGAGAGCAGCCAUGAGAGCUCACUUCAGGAGCAAAUAUCAGCUCGCUGAGGACCCAAAGGACACAAAUCACCUGAGGUCUGUUGGCGGUAAAGUCUGGCUCCCCCACGAGCUGUCGAAGAUUAUUCAUCCUGAAACCAAAGCCAAGGACGACGGCUUCAACCUGCUGAGCGCCUUCCAAGGCCUCAGCUUCAGCACGGCCGUGUUUACAGGGAGGAAACCCAGCAGGACGCCCACACCCACUUCAGGAGACUCUUGUAGAGUCAUGUGA
This is a messenger RNA of Nematolebias whitei (Rio pearlfish), 534 nucleotides long. RefSeq names its product complexin-3-like. Gene Ontology annotation, molecular function: syntaxin binding. The transcript is spliced from 3 exons. The coding region runs from base 1 to 534 and encodes 177 amino acids. NCBI's taxonomy places the organism in Eukaryota, Metazoa, Chordata, Actinopteri, Cyprinodontiformes, Rivulidae. Gene Ontology annotation, biological process: neurotransmitter transport. The record is from RefSeq and is a predicted model, not a curated record.